Spinacia oleracea (spinach) is the source of this 792-nucleotide messenger RNA. RefSeq names its product probable methyltransferase PMT5. NCBI's taxonomy places the organism in Eukaryota, Viridiplantae, Streptophyta, Magnoliopsida, Caryophyllales, Amaranthaceae. The record is from RefSeq and is a predicted model, not a curated record. The transcript is spliced from 3 exons. Bases 1 to 441 code for a protein of 146 amino acids. Gene Ontology annotation, cellular component: cytoplasm. Gene Ontology annotation, molecular function: methyltransferase activity.
AUGUACUUUUUUCGAGUGUUACAUGAACAUUGCUACAUUCAGCCUUGUACAUUUUUCCCUAUUAUUCUUGAACAUGAAAAGUUUUUAUGGUAUCGACAAUUUUUGAAAUGUAUGGUGUUUGAUCUGGAAUCUGUAGGGCUGGGUAGUGACUCAGACUUCGUUCAAGCUGGUGUGCAAACUGUGCUUGAUAUUGGCUGUGGUUUUGGAAGCUUCGGGGCCCAUUUGGUCUCACUAAAAUUGAUGCCUAUUUGUGUUGCUGCAUAUGAGGUGACUGGAAGCCAAGUUCAAUUGGCCCUUGAAAGAGGUCUUCCUGCAAUGCUUGGCAAUUUUAGUUCUAGGCAACUUCCAUAUCCGUCAUUGUCGUUUGACAUGGUUCACUGCGCUCAAUGUGGUAUUGAUUGGGAUGGAAAAGGGAAGAGUUUUCACAAAUAUACGAAGUAGUACGGAAGCUGCUUGGGCUAUUGACGAAUUUGGGUUGUAUCUUCAUCCUCAGACUAUUUAUUGGCAGGUUGAAGUUGUAGAUUAGGAGAACAUAUUCAUUGCAGAUGAAGACUGCAAAUUUUUUGGCCAGGCAUUUGUUGCAAUUCAUUCUUUUUUUCAUUUGUUGCAAUUUUUUGAUCAAUUACAAGCACUCUCCUAAACUUGGGACUUGGUAGACUUGAGACUUAACAUGGAACUAAUAUAUUCUAGCACAACAUUACCUUUUUAUUUUUCAUCUUUCAGUAACUGAAACCAAGAACAAGUUAUCAGGCAGUAAUAAAUGGCAGUAUUGGAUAUGAAUUUCAUAUGUAA